CUACGAAUCUACGAUUGCUACGAAUACUCCGAACAGUCCGAACUCUCCGAUCUCUAUCAGUUACGCAGAGCGACAAACGCCGUGAGGACGGUGAGGAAUCAGUGGCGCGGGUUCUGGAUCUCCCUCAGUUGACUUUACGCACGCGUUCGCACUCGUUUCACGGUACGUGAGAUCGAAAGUGGAGAAGGAGCAUGCGCUGCGUCGCACCAAUUCCCAAACGGACGUCCGGAUCAUCAUAAGCCCGUUUGCGAAUUUCGUUUAGAAAAAAACUCUGAUUAUCAUUCAACAUGGGGCGUACGGUGACGGUCGCCGUUUGCACGUUAAACCAAUGGGCGAUGGACUUCGACGGUAAUACCAGGAGAAUUCUGCAGAGUAUACAAGAGGCGAAAGACGCUGGUGCCACUUACCGGAGCGGUCCCGAGCUAGAAGUCUGCGGUUAUAGCUGCGAGGACCAUUUCUACGAAUCGGACACACUACUCCAUAGUUGGGAAGUUUUGAUGACCCUCCUGAAGUCCAGCGUAUGCGAGGACAUACUGAUUGACGUGGGGAUGCCGGUGAUGCACAAGAACGUGACCUACAACUGCAGGGUGGCCUUUCUGAAUCGGCGGAUCUUGCUGAUCAGGCCGAAAAUGCGGCUGUGCGAGGACGGCAACUACCGGGAGACCAGAUGGUUUUCUCCUUGGACGAAAGAGCGUACGGUCGAGGAUUACUUCCUGCCGCGAAUGAUAGCACAAGUCACCGGUCAGACCGUAGUGCCGUUCGGUGACGCGGUCAUCGCGACGAGAGACACGUGCGUGGGUUUUGAAAUAUGCGAGGAACUUUGGCACCCGGCCAGCAAUCAUAUCCCGAUGUCAAUGGAUGGCGUGGAAAUUAUCGCGAAUGGGAGCGGUUCGUACUUCGAGCUACGUAAAGCCUAUGUCACCGUGGAUCUCGUCAAGUCGGCUACCUUCAAGGCUGGCGGCUGCUACAUGUUCAGUAACUUGCGCGGAUGCGACGGCGGCAGGCUGUAUUUCAACGGCGGCUCCAGCAUCACGCUCAACGGCAACGUGUUAAAUCGUGGACGACAAUUUGCCCUCGAAGAUGUGGAGGUGACCGUCGCUACGGUUGAUCUCGAGGAUGUAAGGAAUUACCGAAACAGCAUCAGAUCGCGAUCGCAUUCGGCUGCUGCGUCACCCAGUUAUCCACGCGUGAAAAUCGAUUUUGCGCUCACGCCAGAGAAUCUCGUCUCGAACCCACCGGAUCGACCCAUCGACGGAGUCCAGGAUGUGUACGGCAAUGAUGACGGGCACUCGAGCCUCAUCGAUCACACCCCGGAAGAAGAGAUCGCAAUGGCACCCGCGUGCUGGCUGUGGGACUAUCUGAGACGAUCCUGCCAAGGAGGAUUUUUCUUACCACUGAGCGGCGGUGUCGAUUCGGCGUCUUCAGCAUGCAUUGUAUAUUCGAUGUGCGAAAUGAUCGUCGAAUCGAUCAAUAGAGGAGAUGCACAGGUCUUAGCGGACACCAGGAAGAUCGUCGGCGACUGCGAGUAUGUUCCGGUCGACGCGAAGCAGUUGUGCAACACCAUUCUGGUCACAUGCUACAUGGGAACGGAGAACUCGUCAGCGGAGACCAAGGCUCGAGCAGCCGAGCUAGCCAAUCAAAUAGGAUCCUAUCAUCAUGGGAUAGUCAUAGAUACUGCGAUAUCUGCGAUUUUAGGGAUCUUCCAACAGGUCACGAAGCUGACACCGAGAUUUAAAGCGCAAGGUGGUUCGCCUAGGGAGAACUUGGCCUUGCAAAAUGUACAGGCUCGAUUACGAAUGGUGAUCGCUUACCUGUUCGCUCAAUUAAUGUUGUGGGUCAGAGGCCGUCCGGGUGGCCUCUUAGUGCUGGGGAGCGGUAACGUGGACGAAUCCCUACGCGGUUAUCUCACUAAGUACGAUUGCAGCAGCGCCGACAUCAAUCCUAUAGGUGGCAUAGCAAAGAACGAUUUAAAGAAAUUUCUCGUGUACUUUAGACGCAAACACGGAAUAUCCGCUUUGGAUAAUAUCCUGGAGGCACCACCCACCGCGGAACUGGAACCGCUGCAGGCGGGACAGCUUGCGCAAUUAGACGAGGUGGACAUGGGCAUGACCUAUAAGGAGCUGUCAGUUUUCGGGCGGUUAAGAAAGCAGAGUAAGGCCGGACCUUUUUCCAUGUUCUGCAGACUCGUACACAUGUGGGAUCACUGUACCCCGAAAGAAAUUGCCGAUAAGGUGAAACACUUCUACAGAUGUUACGCUAUUAAUCGUCACAAGAUGACGAUACUGACUCCGGCCUGCCACGCGGAGUCGUACAGCCCCGACGACAAUCGAUUCGAUCACCGACCCUUCCUGUACAAUCAUUCGUGGAAAUGGCAGUUUGCAGCGAUCGACGAACAGGUGAAACGACUCAGCAGCGAAGAGAAGCCGUCCAGACCGCGUAAGGGUGCUCCGAAAGUGCCUACCAAGCCCAGAUAUAUGCCGUUCAGCUCCGUAAUCAGCAAUAAAACGCAUCCUGGAGUAGUAGUUUAA
Messenger RNA from Monomorium pharaonis (pharaoh ant), 2528 nucleotides. It is a transcript of the gene Nadsyn, whose product is annotated as glutamine-dependent NAD(+) synthetase. Gene Ontology annotation, molecular function: glutaminase activity; NAD+ synthase (glutamine-hydrolyzing) activity; ATP binding. The transcript has 13 exons. The record is from RefSeq and is a predicted model, not a curated record. NCBI's taxonomy places the organism in Eukaryota, Metazoa, Arthropoda, Insecta, Hymenoptera, Formicidae. Gene Ontology annotation, cellular component: cytoplasm. Gene Ontology annotation, biological process: NAD+ biosynthetic process. The coding region runs from base 288 to 2528 and encodes 746 amino acids.